GAGGGCGGAGAGCCGGAACUACAGAAGGAAGAACGACGUCGCUAAUUCCUGUUAGGUGUUCGACACAGUUUGCUGGGUUCCAGUUCGCUUCGGCAUAGGUUCCCGCGUUCUUCGGAUUGGAGGACUGUUUUGUGUUCGUCGGUCUGAGAGGGUAAGGAGGCGUGGCCGGCGGCGGAGGGGGCGUGACCGGCGGCGGAGGGAUUCGGCGCGCUUACGCUAAGGCCGCUGGGCGCGCAGUUUGUGGCGCCAGAAUUCAGAGCGCGCGAGCGCCUGAGAAGCAUCCUCCGGAGCUCGGUAUUUCUCUCCCCCGCCUCGGGUUCCGGCUUUUGAAGCGGGACACGAUGGUGGUCCUCCGCAGCAGCCUGGAGCUGCACAGUCACUCCACCAUCUCUUCGGCCACCGACUCUCUGGACCUGUCCAGUGAGUUCCUCAGCCUGGAACACAGCGGCCGGAGGCGGCCCAGCUUGGCCCGAGCCGCGGGGAAAUCUACUGUGCCCAAAGCGGAGGCGGCGGGCGAUGGAUCCUCAGUUAAGGGAGUUGAAAUCUGCCACAAUACACGUUCUUUAAGGUCUUUGAGAAAGCAAGUACAAACUUCUUCGGAUUCUAGUUCUGAUAAGAAUGUGGAAAGAACAGAGAAAUACUGCGAUGGCAGACAUUUCACAAGGCAGUUGGCUCAACAGCAGGCUGAUAAAAAAAAGGAAGAAUGCCAAGAAGACAAAGCUAUUCCAGUUAUUCGCUCAUUGAGGAAUAGAAACAUUGCUCCGAGUACAGAACAUUUGCAUGAACAAAGUGGAGAUGUUGAAGUUCGAAGAAGUUGUAGGAUUAGAACAUGUCGUUACAGUACCAUGAACCAGUCUGUGCUAUUUGAUAAGCUUAUAACAAACACUGCUGAAGCUGUACUUCAAAAGAUGGAUGACAUGAAGAAGAUGCGUAGACAGCGAAUGAAGAACCUUGAAGAUUUGGGCGUGUUCAAUGAAACAGAAGAGAGUAAUCUUACAAUGUACACAAGAGGAAAACGAAAGGCUAUUCAGCAGGCUGAUGAAGAAACAACAGAUAACCAAGACGGCAGUGUGGAGUCAUCUGAAGAGGGUGAAGAGCGAGAGGAUGAUGAUGGUGAAGAUGAAGAAGAUGAUGAAGAUGAAGAAGAAGAUGGAGAAGAAGAUAAUCAGAAAAGAUACUAUCUUAGGCAGAGAAAAGCAACUGUUUACUACCAAGCUCCACUGGAAAAACCUCGUCACCAGAGAAAGCCCAACAUGUUUUAUAGUGGCCCAGCUUCUCCUGCAAGACCAAGAUACCGGUUGUCGUCUUCAGGACCUAGAAGUCCCUAUUGUAAACGAAUGAACAGGCGAAGGCAUGCCAUCCACAGUAGUGAUUCUACUUCCUCCUCCUCCUCCUCUGAAGAUGAAUGCUUUGAGAGGAGAAGAAAAAGGAACCGAAAUAGAGCUAUUAACAGGUGCCUCCCACUAAAUUUUCGGAAAGAUGAAAUAAGAGGAAUUUAUAAAGAUCGAAUGAAAAUUGGAGCAAACCUUGCUGAUGUUGAUCCAAUGCAACUGGAUUCUUCAGUGCGAUUUGAUAGUGUUGGCGGCCUGUCCAGUCACAUUGCAGCUCUAAAAGAGAUGGUGCUGUUUCCCUUACUUUAUCCAGAAGUCUUUGAAAAGUUUAAAAUUCAACCUCCAAGAGGUUGUUUGUUUUAUGGACCACCUGGAACUGGAAAAACACUUGUUGCUAGAGCACUUGCCAAUGAGUGUAGUCGAGGGGAUAAAAGAGUGGCGUUUUUCAUGAGGAAAGGUGCUGAUUGUCUGAGUAAAUGGGUAGGAGAAUCUGAAAGACAGCUACGAUUGCUAUUUGAUCAGGCCUAUCAGAUGCGCCCAGCAAUUAUAUUCUUUGAUGAAAUCGAUGGUCUGGCUCCAGUACGAUCUAGCAGGCAAGAUCAGAUUCACAGUUCUAUUGUUUCAACCCUGUUAGCUCUUAUGGAUGGUUUGGACAGCAGAGGAGAAAUUGUGGUCAUUGGAGCUACCAACAGACUAGAUUCCAUAGACCCUGCUUUACGAAGGCCUGGUCGAUUUGACAGAGAAUUCCUUUUCAGUCUACCUGAUAAAGAUGCUCGAAAAGAGAUUCUGAAGAUUCAUACAAGAGAUUGGAAUCCAAAACCAGUGGACAUGUUUUUAGAAGAACUAGCAGAAAACUGUGUUGGAUACUGUGGUGCAGAUAUUAAGUCAAUAUGUGCUGAAGCUGCUUUAUGUGCCCUGCGUCGACGGUACCCUCAGAUCUAUACCACCAGUGAGAAACUACAGUUGGAUCUCUCUUCAAUUAAUAUCUCAGCUAAGGAUUUUGAGGCAGCUAUGCAAAAGAUAAUACCAGCUUCCCAGAGAGCUGUGACAUCACCGGGACAGGCACUGUCUGCCAUUGUGAAACCACUUCUGCAAAAUACUGUUCAUAUGAUCUUAGAAGCCCUACAGAAAGUGUUUCCACAUGUGGAAGUUGGAACAAACAAAGCUUUAAAUUCAGAUGUUUCUUUCCCUUUGCUAGAGAGUGAUUUGGCAUACAGUGAUGAUGAUACACCGUCAAUGUAUGAAAAUGGACUUUCUCAAAAAAAUUUUAAUCAGGCAAAAGAAAAUUUAAACUUUCUUCAUUUAAAUAGAAAUGCCUGUUACCAGCCUAUGUCUUUUCGACCAAGACUAUUGAUAGUGGGAGAACCAGGAUUUGGACAGAGUUCUCACUUGGCACCAGCUGUAAUCCAUGCUUUGGAAAAAUUUACUGUAUAUACAUUAGACAUUCCUGUUCUUUUUGGCAUUAGUACUACAUCUCCUGAAGAGGCAUGCUCACAAAUGAUUCGUGAAGCUAAGAGAACAGCACCCAGCAUAGUCUAUGUCCCGCAUGUCCACUUGUGGUGGGAAAUCGUUGGCCCGACACUCAGGGCCACGUUCACAACAUUAUUACAGAAUAUCCCUUCGUUUGCUCCAGUGUUACUGCUUGCAACCUCUGAGAGACCAUACUCCGCUCUGCCUGAAGAGGUACAAGAAUUGUUUACCCGUGAUUAUGGAGAAAUUUUUAAUGUCCAGUUACCAGAUAAAGAAGAACGAACCAAAUUUUUUGAAGACUUAAUUUUAAAACAAGCUGCAAAACCUCCUGUGUCACAAAAGAAAGCAGUUCUGCAGGCCUUGGAGGUGCUCCCGGUGGCACCUCCACCUGAACCAAGACCACUGACAGCAGAAGAAGUUAAACGGCUUGAAGAACAAGAAGAAGAUACAUUUAGAGAACUCAGGAUUUUCUUAAGAAAUGUCACACAUAGACUUGCUAUUGAUAAGCGAUUCCGAGUCUUCACUAAGCCUGUUGACCCUGAUGAGGUUCCUGAUUAUGUCACUGUCAUAAAGCAGCCAAUGGACCUUUCAUCUGUAAUCAGUAAAAUUGAUUUACAUAAAUACCUGACUGUGAAAGACUAUUUGAAGGAUAUUGAUCUAAUCUGUAGUAACGCUUUAGAAUACAAUCCAGAUAGAGAUCCUGGAGAUCGUCUUAUUAGGCACAGAGCUUGUGCUUUAAGAGACACUGCCUAUGCAAUCAUUAAAGAAGAGCUUGAUGAAGACUUUGAGCAGCUUUGUGAAGAAAUUCAGGAAUCUAGGAAGAAAAGAGGUUGUAGCUCUUCCAAAUAUGCACCAUCUUAUUACCACGUCAUGCCAAAGCAAAAUUCCACUCCUGUCGGUGAUAAAAGGUCAGAUCAAGAGCAGAAGGAGAAGCUGAAGGCACCUUGUACUCCCAUGGCAAGCAGCACCCCUGCUCGGUUGAAGAGAAAAUUCCGGAAAAAGUCAAAGUGGCAUGUAGGCACCAAAAUAAAACGAAGGAAAAUUUCACAAGCUAAAGACAGUAGCCAGACUGCUGUGAACAGUGCAAGCAGGAGUGACUCAGAAGACAGUCAGCACACACGUACAGAGCUCGGAAACACAGGGGAGUCCUCAGUAGAAGAAAGUGACAAGCAGAACACCUCUGAAAGCAACAUAGACUUGAAAAAUAACUCAAGUUCCUCCAAUAUUGAGAAUGAACUUGAAGAGCCUAAGCAAACUACAGAGGGCACAGAGCUGAGAAAAGCCAGGAUUGUUUGUAGUGGCGAUGCCGCUACUUCCCAGGUCACAGACAUUGCUGAAGAAAAUGAAUCAAAAGAAAUGGGGUUUCUGCGAAUGACUCGAGCUAGACAUUCCCAGGUAGAGCAGCAGCAGCUGAUCAGUAUGGAAAAGGCGCUGGCGAUUCUCUCUCAGCCUACACCUUCACUUGUUGUGGACCACAAGCAGUUAAAAAAUCUUUUGAAGACUGUUGUUAAAAAAAGUCAGGAAUAUAAUAUAUUCCAACUGGAAAAUUUGUAUGCAGUCCUCAGCCAGUGUAUUUAUGAGCACCGCAGGGACUAUGACAAAACAGCACUUGUUCAGAAAAUGGAACAAGCAGUAGAGAACUUCAGUUGUUCCAGAUCAUGAUAUCAUUACAUUCUAGAAUUUUGUAUUCAGUUCCUAUUUAAUUGUCUUUGGAUAUAAUCUUCAUAACUGAUGCUAGAUGAGAUGAAGUCUUGCAUCUUCAAGAAAAGAUUAAAAUAGUAAAAGUACUUUAAAUUUCUUGAUAUUUAUGUACAUGUAGUAAGAUAACUAGUAUGUCUUAAGAUGUUUAAGCAAAGCACUGUAACAAUUGUAAUCGUUUGACUAGAUUUUAAAGUUAUUUUGGUAAUUAAUGUUUUGUGACAUUUAAUGAUAGCUUAGCAGCAUUGCAUUUUUUUGUUACUGUUAGCUGAAGCACUUUUAGUUUUAUCAUUCCCUAGUCGGUUAUUGUAUCAGCUAGAUUUGUAUCUGUUGUAGUUUGCUGUCUUUGUUUUCCUCUAAUGCCUUUCUUCCAUUUGCCAAAAUUCAAGUGAUUUUCAAGAGGGCCUCAAUACAAUUCUGUACUUAAUAUAAAAAUUAAUGCCUUUAGAUAAAGAUUUUUAUAAUUCUAAUUUAGGUUAAUAAAGAUUUUUAAAUAUAUUGUUUACUUUUGUAAUUAUAUACACAACAAAUAUAUUAGUGACUAGUUUUUAUAUUUGACAACCAUUUAUCUUUCUAUCAUUGUGUUUAGGUUAUAUCCUAUAAAUAUUCUUUAUCUGCACAUAUAUGAUUAUAAAUAUAAAUUUUCUAUACUGAUACCAAAAACACAUUUCUUUCUUAAAGUUGAAGCCCGUUACUUCUUCUACACACUGUUGAGUGGGACAUUCAGACCUCUGCUUUCAGAGCAGCGUGUGCUGGGAAGCUCGCGGAGAGCAGCCACUGACGUCUGGGAGGCUGUCGGGCUUUGUUAGUGUUGUAAUGGUGGUGGGAAGGGUCAGACCGAGGGCCCAGUGUACACUAAGUACAUGCCUCGCUCAAGAGUUUAGAUUUUAGCAUAGUUUAAAGUUGAGCUGCCUUUUUUUAAUGUAGAUAUUUGAAAUAUUUCCAAAAUUCAGUAAUUUGGAUACCUUAAUUAGUAGAUGCUGUCUUAUAUACCUAUGCCAAACAUCGAUAACAUUUGAACAUGUUCAUAUUGAUAGAGAUAAUAUUGUAUAGGUUGUGUGUAUGUAUCUGGGUUCUCAGCCCUUGAGGUAGAGACAGGAAGAUCAAGAAUUCAAGGUCAUUAGCUACACAGUAAGUUUGAAGCCAACCUGGCUACUUGAAACACUGUCUCAAAAAAGCAAAUAAAUAAAGUAUUAUGCUUAAUAGUUUCUAUUGAAAUUUAUUAUAACUUAUUUCAGAUGUAUCUUUUUAUUGUACAUUUUGUAUAAUAAAUAUUAAAGUUGAAAACUGUUA
Rattus rattus (black rat) is the source of this 5792-nucleotide messenger RNA. RefSeq names its product ATPase family AAA domain containing 2 (gene Atad2). Gene Ontology annotation, cellular component: nucleus. NCBI's taxonomy places the organism in Eukaryota, Metazoa, Chordata, Mammalia, Rodentia, Muridae. The transcript has 28 exons. The record is from RefSeq and is a predicted model, not a curated record. Gene Ontology annotation, molecular function: histone binding; ATP binding; chromatin binding. Gene Ontology annotation, biological process: positive regulation of transcription by RNA polymerase II. Bases 342 to 4463 code for a protein of 1373 amino acids.